Molecule: messenger RNA, 648 nt
Organism: Phaeoacremonium minimum UCRPA7
Lineage: Eukaryota; Fungi; Ascomycota; Sordariomycetes; Togniniales; Togniniaceae
Product: putative exopolygalacturonase protein
Exons: 6
Coding region: 1-648 (215 amino acids)
Biological process (GO): carbohydrate metabolic process
Molecular function (GO): polygalacturonase activity
Source: RefSeq, a predicted model, not a curated record
AUGCGCAAUCCCCCUCACUGGUUCAAUAUCAUUGCCAACAGCUCCGAUAUACUUGUUAGCAACAUGGAGCUGAAAGCUGCAAGCAUCAAUGAUAUCAAGGUGGCCAACUCGGACGGAUGGGAUACGUAUCGUUCGGAUCGCGUUGUGAUUCAGGACUCGGUCAUAGUAAACACUGAUGACUGCGUCUCUUUUAAGCCCAACAGUACCAAUGUCGUGGUUCAAAAUCUUGACUGUACCGGUUCUCAUGGAAUCAGUGUUGGUUCGUUGGGCCAAUAUAAAGGCGAGACCGAUAUUGUCGAAAAUCUGUACAUAUACAAUAUCUCGAUGACAAAUGCAAGUGACGGCGCCCGCAUCAAGGUCUGGCCUGGCAUUGAGACUGCCUUUCAGACGCUGCUCAAUGGUGGUGGUGGGCUUGGCCACGUGCGAAAUGUGACUUACGAUAACUUUCACAAUAUCAACAACGACAAUGCCAUCACAAUCACGCAGUGCUAUGGUCAGAGCAACCAGACACUUUGUAGGGAGUAUCCGGCAAACUUAACUCUUGAGGAUAUCACGAUCAAGAACAUGUAUGGUGUUACAUCUUCUAAGAACGAUCCGCGAGCUGGAAGCUUGGUUUGCAGUGCAUCAGACGUGAGUCAAAUUACAUAA